AUGACUUCGAUCACUCAACUGCUUUCUCCCUGGCCUGUGUCUAAGCAUUCAAUAGUUCUUCGUGAUCAACCACACUACCCUCCACCACCGUCGAUGCUGCCAGAGUCGCUCGAUGUCAUGCAGCAACAUCAGCCCUCACCGCCGAUGGAUCUGGCCCAUAACGACAACGUGACCGGAAGUGCGGAGAGCGACCAGGGCGAAAAUACUGGCGACGGCCGAAAGGGCUAUGGAAAGCGAGAGUUGAGCACCAGCAAGAGAGCUGCUCAGAACCGGGCUGCCCAGAGAGCAUUCCGCCAGCGCAAAGAAGGAUACAUCAAGAAGCUCGAGGAGCAGGUUCGAGACUACCAGGCUCUCAGCGAAAACUUCAAAGCCGUCCAGGCAGAGAACUACCAACUUCGAGACUACAUCAUCAAUCUCCAGUCACGUCUCCUGGAGUCUCAAGGUGAAGUGCCGCCUCCACCAAGUAAUGUCGAUGGACUUCAGCCUGGCAAGGCUGGCCCUCCCCAACAGCCAGGCACGUUGCCGCGACUUUCUGAAUUGAAUGCCGUUGUCGGUCAACCACAAGAUGGCAUCGCUCAGCUUCAUCACGAGGCUCAUCGCUACCCAGACCCAACGUACUCAGAAUCUCAGGACAUCAAGCGUGCUCGGACAAAUUCAGCUGAAAUGACUUCGUCUCAGGCUGCUUUGCAAGGCCCGUCAAUUCUGGCGCAGUCGUCAACAGGCGCUCGGUAA
Molecule: messenger RNA, 732 nt
Organism: Exophiala spinifera
Lineage: Eukaryota; Fungi; Ascomycota; Eurotiomycetes; Chaetothyriales; Herpotrichiellaceae
Exons: 2
Coding region: 1-732 (243 amino acids)
Cellular component (GO): RNA polymerase II transcription regulator complex
Molecular function (GO): transcription cis-regulatory region binding; DNA-binding transcription activator activity, RNA polymerase II-specific
Source: RefSeq, a predicted model, not a curated record